GCCGGCCCACGGAGCCGCCGUCCCCGCAGGAUCCGCACACGCUGCGCGCGGUACCGGUGCCCACUCGCCACGCCAGUCUGCCUGUGCCGGCACGGCGGCGCCUAGGCUACUGCGCGCACCACUCCGGCCGCCUCGUCCGCUCUCCACUCUCCACCUGAGCUGGCGUGCGCCACUACCACACACCCAAGCAUAGACACGCGCUCGCGCACGGCCUCUCUCGAACUCUCGCCGUACCGCACGGCGCGGCCAUGGCCAGCCGUCUCCUCUCGCUCCGGCGGGCCACAGGGAGGUGGCUCCUGCAGCCAUCACCGCCUCCGGAGCCUUUCCUCUCGACUGCGGCGUCGCCUUCUCCCGAAAUGCUGAAGCUACGCGCGCCACAUUCACCGAGCUCACCGCCUUAUACUUCCCACAAGGUUUUCUAUGCCGGGUUCUUCAGUUGGCCGCCAAGCCAUAACCUUCAAACAUUCCGUUGCGUCCACACGAGUCAACCUGUUAAUAGCCAAAAUCAAGAUAUGGCGAUGGGUUCACAAAAUCCUGGAGCCGUGGUACCGGUUGAUGAUUCUGGCAAACCAAAAGAGAAGAGGAAAAAACUUAAAGGAAAGAGGGCCGUAACAAGGUUUUUGAAAUCCUUGAGAUGGAAAAAGAAAAAGGAAUUUCAGAGAAUGACUGCUGAGGAGAAGAUUUUAUACAAACUGAAGCUAGCUCGAAAGAAGGAAGAACGGCUUCUUGCAGCUUUGAAGAAAAUUGAACCAAAUGAACCAUCAGAACCUACACAUGAUCCUGAAGUUCUUACGCCUGAAGAACACUUCUACUUCCUCAAGAUGGGCCAAAAAAGUAAAAACUAUGUGCCUGUUGGAAGGCGUGGAAUUUACCAGGGAGUGAUCCUGAACAUGCAUUUGCACUGGAAAAAACAUCAGACCUUACAGGUAAUUGUGAAGACAUUCACACCGGAGGAGGUUAAGGAAAUUGCCUCAGAGUUAGCUAUUCUAAGUGGUGGUAUUGUACUCAGUAUUGAAGAAGGAAAUACAAUUAUUAUGUACAGAGGAAAAAACUAUGCACAACCACCACCAGAGAUAAUGUCUCCAAAGAUUGCUCUUCCUAGAAAGAAGGCACUGGAUAAAUCAAAACAUAGAGAUAACCUUCGAGCUCUUCGGCGGUACAUACCCAGGCUUGAGCAAGAGCUUGAAGAUCUUCAUGCCCAGAUGAAGUUAGCUGGAGGGCAUAGAGGACAAAGUGUGGUGAAAGACGUUGCUUUUGUUUCAGAUUGUGCAGACACUAUCUCUGUGAAAAAGGAUUCUUCUAACUCAAUUCACACGAGAAGUGUAUCUGAACUUCUAUCAGAAAGCAUAGAAAGGUCUGAGAAGCUGGACGGUGAAAACUCUGAGGUUGAUGAUGAUUCAACUUCAGAGUCUAUCCCAUAUUCAGAAUCGGAGGAUCUCUCUGACAUGUUUGAGACGGAUUCAGAGGAGCAAGUAGAAGAUAGCAAGGAGCGUCCUCUGUACCUAGAUAGGCUGGAUAAGUUUCCCACAGAAAACAAUGAUAAUGAACCCGAUGACUUUGAGGAGCAUCUGCGGAAGAUUGCUUCACUUUCUGAUAGGACAGAUUCACCUGCAAAAGAACUGAAAGUCUCCGAGCUUGAUGAGAUCGAUAAAAUAUUCCUAAGAGCUAGUUCAUUGCUGAAGAAAAGAUGACAUUUAAUUUGAAAUCUGUAGCAAUCUGCUUGAGUCUUAUUAGCCGUGUGUAGUUUACUGGGAUGAUCUUCAAGAGGAAUUUGAUGUAUAAUGUUACAUGGUCGCGGGCUGGCAAAUACUAGACCGACAUUGAAAUCUUGCUAAAGCCCAGACAGGAUUUUCACGA
Molecule: messenger RNA, 1857 nt
Organism: Lolium perenne
Lineage: Eukaryota; Viridiplantae; Streptophyta; Magnoliopsida; Poales; Poaceae
Molecular function (GO): RNA binding
Source: RefSeq, a predicted model, not a curated record